CUCAGAGACACACGGUUUACAACGUUCGAACGUUUAUAAAGAUUUCUGUUCGAUUCGCAUCGAACUACAUCGACCAAUUCAGCGAAAACAUACCAGUGUUACUUUCUCGAUCAAACGGUAACCUAAAUUUUUCACGGAACGCACAACUCUUUUAUCUAUUUACUUCUGUUAAUAAUCUGAAACGAAUUUUUCGAGCGUUUCUUAUACGGUGACGAUCGCACGUGGUGAAAAUUUCUCGCUGAAUUUCUCGCGAUCGUAGCGUUCAGUUUUUGCGUGGAAGCUGUAAAACUGUGCACGGAAACACAUUUGACGCGACGCCAGUGAACUCUUCGCGAGUAUUCUCGGAAAAGAAGAGAAAAAAGAAACAGAACGAUCGUGGCGUUCGCAGGGAAAACGACACGCCAGUGGACACGCUACUGGUCAUGAUGGCUUUAGGAAUUACAAUUACCGUGGUUCACUGUUGGCUGUGAUGUGACACUGAUACAAGGGUCGCCACACGAAUACGGUACGAACUCAACAAUGGAGUGUCUUUGAGCACCACUCGUGCAAUUCAGCUUCCCUUAUACAUCGAUAUCUGCCGGAGAAAUCAUAAAAUUGGCGAACUCUCUUCAACAUAGAAAAACUACUCGCAAACAUGUCCAGGUAUAGCGUCCAAGAGUACGACCUCGAAACUGGAAAGCAAGUCCGGUUAACCGGAUACAGCAAUGCUGCCUUCGAAGAUCCAUUUCGAAGCAACAACAACGAUUUUGAUCAGACUGCUGAACUAGAAAACAGGCUUAGCAGUGUCCACGUCUCAAGCCAGGAUGACAAAAAUAUGAACAAUGAUGUUCCACCAAAUCGUGAAAAAGGUUUCUUAUGCUCUCUAGAAAGGAAGUGGUUAUAUCAACGAAUCAAAAGAUCCUGCAGGAAGAAGUUACUUUACAAAAGAGUACCUAUAGCAGCGUGGAUACCAAAGUAUCGCAAGGACUACAUAGUAAGUGAUCUUGUUGCCGGUAUUACCGUAGGCCUUACCGUUAUACCGCAGGCAAUAGCUUAUGCGAACGUCGCAGGACUUCCUUUGCAGUAUGGUUUGUAUUCGUCUUUCAUGGCGUGCUUCGUGUACACCAUCUUCGGAUCCUGUAAAGACGUUCCAGUUGGACCGACCGCGAUCAUCGCGAUAUUAACCAGAGAAACAUUACAGAAAUCUGAUCUAGAACCUGACUUUGCGGUUCUUUUAACUCUCAUCUCUGGUUGUGUCUGUUUUUUUAUGGGAAUUUUACAUUUAGGCUUUUUAUUGGAUUUUAUAUCAGGACCAGUUUCGGUCGGUUUCACAUCAGCAGCAGCAAUUAUUAUAGCUACUAGCCAAGUAAAAGAUAUUCUAGGCAUUCAUAUCGGCGGUAGUAAAUUCGUCGAAGUAUGGCAAAAUAUAUUUGAAAAAAUUGGGGAGACGAAGCUCUGGGACACUGCAUUGGGCAUCUCGUGUAUAAUUAUCCUUCUUCUUCUCAGAAAAAUCAAAGACAUACCGUUUAUGAAAAAGGCUGCAAAAAUGUCAUCAAGAGCACAAGUAAUUAUGCAAAAAUCACUCUGGUUGCUGUCUACUGCGCGAAAUAUUCUCGUGGUCCUCGUAUGCGGUGUUAUGUGCUGGCUUUUAGAAAGUCACUUAGGUUCCUCGCCUGUUAGACUGACUGGCCACGUUAAACAAGGACUUCCGGAAUUUCGGCUACCACCGUUUCAAACCUACCACAAGAACGAAACGUACGACUUCGUCGACAUGGUUUCCGCCCUCGGCUCUGGAUGUCUAGUCGUUCCUUUGUUGAGCCUCUUGGAAACCAUUUCCAUUGCCAAAGUUUUUAAUGAAGGUAAACCAAUCGAUGCAACUCAAGAAAUGUUGGCUUUGGGCGUGUGCAACGUUGUGUCGGCUUUCGUUUCUUCAAUGCCCGUCAGCGGUGGCCUCAGCCGAGGUGCAGUAAACCAUUCCUCUGGAGUAAAGACAACUCUCGGCGGUAUCUAUACUGGCCUUCUAGUACUCGUGUCGCUUCAGUUCCUCACCCCAUACUUAUACUUUAUUCCUAACGCCGCCCUUGCUGCAAUUAUCAUCGCGGCGGUCAUCUUUAUGGUGGAAUUACACGUGAUCAAGCCUAUAUGGCGAACAAAAAAAAUUGAUCUCAUACCAGCAAUAGCUACAUUUCUAUGCUGUCUUUUUAUAAGACUUGAAAUAGGUAUAGUGAUUGGUAUCGGUAUAAACGUUCUGUUCCUACUUUACGCUUCAGCGAGGCCGUCGUUAAGAGUUCAUAAAGAUACAAGUAUUAACGGCUGUGAAUAUCUUGUCAUAACGCCUGACAGAAGUCUCGUUUUCCCGAGCGUUGAAUAUGUGCGAGCUGUAAUUAGUAAGCAAGGUACGAAACAGGGAACCGCAGUACCUGUUGUCAUAGAUUCUACGCAUAUUCAAGCAGCAGAUUUCACAGCCGCGAAGGGAAUUAAAAGUUUGACGGAAGAUUUUUCUAAGCGUGGACAGCCUUUAAUUUUCCAUAAUUUGAAACCAAGUAUUAUAGAAAUUUUCAAAGGUGUAAAACCUUCUGGUUUAAGGUGUAGCUCUAGCGAACUUGAACUUAAUGACUGUUUGAAAGAAUUUUCAAAUAUUUCGUCGGCUUCUAUGAACAGAUACUGACAAUAUUUAGACUUCUAUAAAUUCCGUCCCGGAAGUACUCUUUCUUUAGUUUAUAUGUAUCAGUAUUAUAUUAAGACGAAGAUGGUCAAUAUGUUAGACAAU
This is a messenger RNA of Bombus pyrosoma, 2749 nucleotides long. Its product is annotated as sodium-independent sulfate anion transporter-like. Bases 635 to 2647 code for a protein of 670 amino acids. Gene Ontology annotation, cellular component: membrane. NCBI's taxonomy places the organism in Eukaryota, Metazoa, Arthropoda, Insecta, Hymenoptera, Apidae. Gene Ontology annotation, molecular function: sulfate transmembrane transporter activity. Gene Ontology annotation, biological process: transmembrane transport. The transcript has 11 exons. The record is from RefSeq and is a predicted model, not a curated record.